Osmerus eperlanus (European smelt) is the source of this 7275-nucleotide messenger RNA. It is a transcript of the gene ckap5, whose product is annotated as cytoskeleton associated protein 5. The transcript has 44 exons. Gene Ontology annotation, biological process: microtubule polymerization; establishment or maintenance of microtubule cytoskeleton polarity; centrosome duplication. The record is from RefSeq and is a predicted model, not a curated record. The coding region runs from base 184 to 6342 and encodes 2052 amino acids. Lineage: Eukaryota; Metazoa; Chordata; Actinopteri; Osmeriformes; Osmeridae. Gene Ontology annotation, cellular component: centrosome; spindle pole; microtubule plus-end. Gene Ontology annotation, molecular function: microtubule plus end polymerase activity; microtubule plus-end binding.
CGCCCAUUUCCUCAUGGCCUCUCCCUCUUAAACUCUCCGCCCUUGGAGGCGUUUCAAAUUAGCUACACAGACUAUGAUGAACGAACAUCGGUUGCAUCUAAAUAGCUAGCAAGCCAACAUCUUUUUGCCUCAAGAUAGACUGACAGAUAUCUUGGCUAAAGACAAAACCCACCAGAAGGCACCAUGGGUGACGACAGUGAGUGGAUAAAGUUGCCCAUCGACCAGAAAUGUGAACACAAGCUAUGGAAGGCCAGACUGAACGGGUAUGAAGAGUCCCUGAAGCUGUUUCAAAGGAUUGAGGACGAGAAGAGCCCAGAAUGGGGGAAGUACCUGGGCCUCAUCAAGAAGUUUGUAACCGACUCCAAUGCCAUGGCCCAACUCAAGGGCCUGGAGGCAGCGCUGGCUUACAUUGAGAAGGCCCAUGUGGCUGCCAAAACCACGGGGGAGGUGGUCUCUGGAGUGGUCACAAAGGUGUUCAACCAGCCCAAGGCACGAGCCAAGGAGCUGGGGAUGGACAUCUGCCUCAUGUACAUAGAGAUGGAGAAGGCUGAGGUGGUCCAGGACGAGCUACUGAAAGGCCUCGACAACAAAAACCCUAAGAUUAUCGUAUCGUGCAUUGAAACAUUAAGGAAGGGACUUAGUGAGUUUGGCUCCAAGAUAAUCACUCUGAAGCCUGUGGUGAAAGUGUUGCCAAAGCAGUUUGAGUCUCGAGAGAAGGCAGUUCGAGACGAGGCCAAAUUAUUAGCAGUCGAGAUUUACAGAUGGAUCCGGGAUGCCCUGCGUCCCCCCCUCCAGAACAUUAACUCUGUACAGCUGAAGGAGCUGGAGGAGGAGUGGGUGAAGCUGCCAUCCUCCGCCCCCAAGCAGAGCCGCUUCUUGCGCUCCCAGCAGGACCUGAAGGCCAAGUUUGAACAGCAGCAAGCUUCCCAGGGGGACGAGGUGGAUGGAGAUGACGACGACGGCGAGCCAGCAGUACAGGUCGAUCCCUACGAGCUCCUGGAGCCUGUGGAGAUCCUGUCCAAAAUACCUAAAGACUUCUAUGAUAAAAUAGAGGCCAAAAAGUGGCAGGAGAGGAAGGAGGUGUUGGAGGCGGUAGAGAUCCUGGUGAAGAAUCCUAAACUGGAGAACGGGGACUUUGGGGACUUGGUCCGAGCACUAAAAAAGGUGGUGGGUAAAGAUGCCAACGUCAUGCUGGUCACCCUGGCUGCCAAAUGUUUGGCUGGAUUAGCCGCUGGACUACGCAAGAAGUUUGGAACAUAUGCCGGAUUAGUGGUGCCAACUAUCCUCGAGAAGUUCAAAGAGAAGAAACCUCAGGUGGUCCAAGCCCUGCAGGAAGCUAUAGAUGCAGUGUUCCUAACGACGACCCUCCAGAAUCUUAGCGAGGAUAUUCUGGGUGUGAUGGAUAACAAGAACCCCUCCAUCAAACAGCAAGCCUCUCUGUUCCUGGCUAGAAGUUUCCGGCACUGUACCACGUCCACCUUGCCAAAGAGCGUUCUCAAGCCAUUCUGCGCUGCGUUACUCAAGCAAGUGAAUGAUUCUGCCCCAGAGGUGAGGGACGCUGCAUUUGAGGCUCUGGGCACCGCUAUGAGGGUUGUCGGGGAGAAAGCAGUCAACCCCUUCCUGACUGACCUAGAUAAAUUAAAACUAGACAAGAUAAAAGAAUGUGCUGAUAAGGUGGAGCUACCCGGGGGGAAGAAGGCAGGAGGAGGUGGGGGGGCAGAGAAGAAAGAGAAGCCUGCCUCCAAGGCCCCUGCCCCUGCUGAGGCUCCAUCCAGGUCCUCUGGACCCCCCAGGAAGGCCCUGGCGGCCAUCAAGUCUUCUGGGCCUCCUAAGAAAGGCAAAUCAACCUCUGCUCCUGCUGGUAAAGGGAAGAAGGGUUUGGAGACCAAGGAGGUGAUAGAGACUGAGCUUUCGUUGGAGGUGUGUGAGGAGAGGUCAGCGGUGGUGCUCCCAGCCUCCUGCAUGCAGCUGCUGGACAGUGCCAACUGGAAGGAGCGCCUGGCCAGCAUGGAGGAGUUUCAGAGGGCUGUGGAGCAGAUGGACAGCGCUGAGAUGCCUUGUCAGGCUCUUGUCAAGAUGCUGGCUAAGAAGCCAGGAUGGAAGGAGACUAACUUUCAGGUGAUGCAGAUGAAGCUGCACAUCGUGGGCCUCGUGGCCCAGAGAGGCUCCUUCUCCAAGACGUCGGCGUCCGUGGUGCUGGACGGCCUGGUGGACAAAGUGGGGGAUGUGAAGUGUGGGGGUAAGGCCAAGGAGGGGCUGACCGCUAUCGGAGAGGCCUGCUCUCUGCCUUGGACGGCUGAACAGGUGGUGUCUAUGGCUUUCGCUCAGAAGAAUCCUAAGAACCAAGCGGAGGCCCUCAACUGGUUAGCCAAUGCCAUGAAGGAAUUUGGAUUUGCUGGGAUCAAUGUGAAGGGGUUCAUCAGCCAUGUGAAGACAGCGUUGGGGGCUACCAACCCAGCAGUGAGGAUGGCAGCCAUUGCUCUGCUGGGGGUCAUGUACCUCUACAUGGGCGCUCCGCUCCGCAUGUUCUUUGAAGACGAGAAGCCUGCGCUGCUGGCACAGAUAGAUGCCGAGUUUGAAAAGAUGCAAGGCCAAUCCACCCCCGCCCCAUUUAGAGGCACCAAGAAAGGAGCAGAAGAGGUGGGGGAGGAGCCUGACGAACAGCAGCAGGAGGAGGAGGGGGGAGCAGUUGACAUCAUGGAUCUCCUCCCCAGGACUGAUAUCAGUGACAAGAUCACAUCAGACAUGGUUUCCAAGAUCGGAGACAAGAACUGGAAGAUUCGGAAGGAGGGUCUGGACGAGGCGGCGGCUGUCAUCUCGGAGGCCAAGUUCAUCCUGCCCCCCUUGGGAGAGCUGUCCCUCGCCCUCAGGGGGCGCCUCAACGACUCCAACAAGAUCCUGGUCCAGCAAACACUAAGCAUCCUCCAACAGAUCGCCACGGCGAUGGGCCCUGGUCUAAAGCAGCACGUGAAGAGUCUGGGCAUGCCCAUCAUCACUGUCCUGGGAGACAGCAAGACCAAUGUGCGUGCGGCUGCCAUGGCGACCCUGCAGGCAUGGGUAGAGCAGACGGGGAUGAAGGAGUGGCUGGAGGGAGAGGACCUAUCAGAGGAGCUGAAGAGGGAGAACCCAUUCCUCAGACAGGAGGUGCUUGGCUGGCUGGCAGAGAAGCUGCCCACCAUGCGUGUGGUGCCUGGAGACCUGAUGCUAUGUGUGCCCCAGCUGUAUGGUUGCCUGGAGGACCGGAACGGAGACGUGAGGAAGAAGGCCCAGGAGGCCCUCCCCAUGUUCAUGAUGCACCUCGGCUUCGACAAGAUGAACAAGGCCACUGGAAAACUGAAGACUUCCUCUAAGGACCAGGUGAUUGUCAUGCUAGAGAAGGCCCGAGCAGUGAUGCCAGCCAAGCCUGAGGCUCCUGCUGGUAAAGCUGGUACAUCUAAGGCCUCCAAUGGAAAAGCUGCUCCAGCUUUGUCCAAAGCCAAGCCAGAGAGUGAUGACUAUGGGUUUGGAGAACCCAAAGCAGAGGCCAAGAAGAUCAAACCAGGAGCUGCAAAAAAGAGCGUGGUGGUCCAGGAGCCGGGCGGUGGCCCAGAUAAAGAGACUGUCAGUAAAGAUAAAAAGGUUUCCAAGGGGAAGCCAGUCAGCCAGCAGGGCUCUGUGGGUAAGAAGCCUCCCGUCAAGGCCAGUGUGAAGGAUGACGAGGACCGCUCUGGCCCCAUUUUCAUUCUGGUGCCCAACGGCAAGGAGCAGAGGAUCAGGGAGGAGAAAGGUCUGAAGGUGCUGAAGUGGAACUUCAUGACUCCCAGGGAUGAGUACGUGGAGCAGCUGAAAACCCAGAUGUCCACCUGUAUGGCCAAGUGGCUGCAGGAUGAGCUCUUCCACUUUGACUUCCAGCGACACGUCAGGGCUAUCUCCACCAUGAUGGAGCGUAUGGAGGAGGAGAGCGAUGCCACCAUCGGCUGUCUGGACCUCAUCCUCAAGUGGUUCACGCUGCGCUUUUUUGACACCAACACCACGGUGCUGAUGAAAGUUCUGGAGUACCUCAAGAUGCUGUUCGCCAUGCUCAGCAGGCAGAACUAUCAUCUCAAUGAAUACGAGGCCUCAUCCUUCAUCCCCUACCUCAUCCUCAAGGUGGGCGAGUCUAAGGAUGUGGUACGUAAAGAUGUGAGGGCCAUCCUGGCCAUGCUCUGUAAGGUCUACCCCGCCAGCAAGGUCUUCCCCUUCCUUAUGGAUGGAACCAAGUCGAAGAACUCCAAACAGAGAGCUGAGUGUCUGGACGAACUGGGUAAUUUGAUAGGGAACUAUGGGAUGAACGUGUGCCAGCCCACGCCCGCCAAGUCCCUGAAGGAGAUCGCCGUGCACAUUGGAGACCGGGACACGUCUGUCCGUAAUGCCGCCCUCAACACGGUGGUAGCGGUCUACAACGUGUGUGGAGAACAGGUCUACAAGCUCAUCGGCAACCUGUCAGAGAAGGACAUGAGCAUGCUGGAGGAGAGGAUAAAGCGGUCAGCCAAGAAGGUCCAGGCUCCGCCUCCCAAGCAGGCAGCCGAGCGGUCCCAAAGGGAGAACCCGCCCAAUCCCACUGCCACCUUCAUAAGGAAGCCUGCCCAGGUGCAGGAGGAGGUGCCUAACAGGCUGAAAAUAAUGUAUCGUACUUAUAGGAUUCAAGCGCGUCAGAACGCCCAUCACGACCAGUCGGCCCCCUUUAUCCCUAAGGAGUUCCAGCUGGACCUGGACAUGAUCGAGAACGACCACACGCGGGUCCGUGAGCUGCCAGACCUGGUCCAGCACAAACUGGAUGAGCUCCUGGAGCCCAUCGUGAUCCCAGAACCCAAGAUUCGCUCGGUCUCCCCCCACUUUGACGACCUCCACAACAGCACGGCCUCCACCAUUAACUUUGUGAUCUCCCAGGUGGCCAGUGGAGACAUCAACACCAGCAUCCAGGCCCUCGCUCAGAUUGAUGAGGUGUUGCGUCAGGAGGACAAGGCAGAGGCCAUGUCCGGUCACAUCGACCAGUUCCUCAUCGCUACCUUCAUGCAGCUGCGUCUCAUCUACAACACACACAUGGCCGACGACCGGCUGGACAAGAGGGACAUUUUCAAGCUCUACAGCUGCAUCAUCGGAAACAUGCUCUCGCUGUUCUCCAUGGAGAGCCUGGCGCGGGAGGCGUCCAUGGGCGUGCUGAAGGACCUGAUGCACGGCCUCAUCACCCUGAUGCUGGACGCCCGGGUGGAGGACAUCGAGGACGGACAGCAGCUCAUCCGCUCCGUCAAUCUGCUGGUGGUCCGGGUUCUGGAGAAAUCUGACCAGACCAAUAUCCUCAGUGCUCUGCUGGUGCUGCUCCAGGACAGUCUAACCACCACAGCAGGCUCUCCCAUGUUCUCUGAGCUGGUCAUGAAGUGUCUGUGGCGUAUGAUCCGGUUCCUUCCGGAAACCAUCAGCAGCAUCAAUCUGGAUCGCAUUCUGCUGGACGUCCACAACUUCAUGAAGGUGUUUCCCAAGGAGAAACUCAAGCAGCUCAAGAGCGAUGUGCCCCACAGGACCCUGAAGACCCUGCUGCACACACUCUGCAAGCUGACCGGAGCCAAGAUCCUGGACCACCUGUCCAUGAUAGAGAACAGGAACGAGUCGGAGCUGGAGGCCCACCUGAGGCGUGUGGUCAAACACUCUGGAAAUCUGUCUGGCUUCAAGUCCGACCGCGGGACCGAGAAGGGAGCCCUCAGAAUGGAUGACAGGAUGUCCAAGGCUAAGGUGAGCGACAUCCUGUCUGAGAUCUUCAAGAAGAUUGGCUCCAAGGAGAAUACAAAAGAGGGCCUGACGGAGCUGUAUGAGUACAAGCAGAACUACUCGGACGCUGACCUGGAGCCCUUCCUCAGGAACACCUCCCAGUUCUUCCAGAGCUACGUGGAGAGAGGCCUGCGUAUAAUCGAGUCUGAGAGGGAGGGCAAAAAUCGCAUCCAGUCCACCGGCUUGGUGAUACCUCAGCAUGGUCUGGACUCUGGCUCAGGGCCCCUCAACACUAACGGGGAGGAACUGAAGCCUGCCGUCUACUAUGAGAGGCUGAAGAUACUCCGUCAACGCCAGGGUCUGGAGAACAACUCCAGGCAGCAGCAGGGUGGUGAGGAGGAGAGAGAGCGCCCCCCCGUCACCUCCCUGCUCUCCAAGCCCUCGGUGGCGUCGUCCACAGACAUGCUCCACAGCAAGCUGUCCCAACUGAAGGAGUCUCGGGAGCUGUACCAGCACGACCCCGCCCACUCCCACUCCCCUACCCGCUCCUCCUCCCCCUCCGCCAACCUCGACGACCUCAAGAAGAGGCUGGAGCGCAUCAAGAGCAACCGCCAGUAGGCCUGCACUGGUUUACCAAAUCAACACACUGUAAUAAAGACCUGGCUCUAAUAUGUACAGGAAAUAUGUCCAACUUGCUUGGGGUGAACUUGAUUUAUGUAGCUGGUCAGAGUUGAAACAGAGGGUAAUGAAGCGCACUAGGAAUCAAAGUGCACCACAAGUUCUCUAUCUCAUAUUUGGGAUGCAUAUAAGGUCUGGGUCUUUUGCCUCUUUAGUCCCCCAUGUAAUCUCACCCUCCCCCCCCCCCCCCCCCCCCAGCCCAUUUGACAUCCUGCUCUUACCCAGGCACUCCUUCUCAGUGCUCACUCUGUGUAUACAUUCAGAAAAAGGAGAAAAAAAAUUGAACAAGUGUCUAAUUGUAUAAAAAUAUAAGUGGACUACUUUGUUUAGCAUUGUGGCACAAUAUGUUUGUAUAUACUCAUGGUCGCUAACCACUCAAGCUUUUAUGUGUCCUGUUAGGGUUUCAGUGUACAGUUUCCACGUGCAGAAUGCUGUAAGAAUGUGUGUAACUUAAAGCUCUUCUUUGUUAGAGAUUUUAGUCAUCCAUGUUCUUAACAUGGUCUCUUCUUCUAAUCUCCCGGCCUCCCAGCCUGUCACCUUCUACUUCACUCUGUUGCUUUUUACGUUUAAGAAGUUCUUGUCAACAUAAACUUGAAGGAUCUGUUCUGUUCCAGAAGUAGAGGAGCAUGGCAUGAAGUAAUUGAUGUUUUGUUUUUUGUAAAUACAUUUUGCGUUACUCCAGGCUGCUUAUUAAAUCUCUGGUUUAAUAAUUCCCGACAUCUGGCGUAUUGUAGCAUAAUGUUGCUAAUUCUGAUGCAUUGUUUUGUAUUAAUUCUAAUGGAAGUAGUCUUAAGAUGUUACUCUUGAGUUUGACUGUAUAAUCGAUAGUGAAAAUUGCAAUAAAGUUUUUUUUUUUUUUUUACAAACUACCAA